CUGUUUUUUCUUGACGUCACGGGGCAAGACACUUCCGCAUUCCGCGUGCUGUACUUAAGCGCGCUGAUGCAACAAGACUCGAGAUCUUUCAGACAAGGAAGGAGUCGAGAGCGGCGUCGAGAACACGGAUUAUUAUCAACACAAACACGAGUGAUGAUGCCGACUCUGUCUCCGUUUGCGGGUUUUCCUGCCUCCACGCUGAGCGAGCAGCUCAAACUGGCCGGGAUUUUAAGCCUGCAGGCCACCAUGACCCCCAGCGAGCUCGCACACCCGGGCAAGAGACCACUCAGCCUUCUGCAGAGCGAGAUGGCUGAUGAGGAAGAGCGGAGGAAGAGGAGGAGAGAGAAGAAUAAAGUCGCAGCGGCACGUUGUCGCAACAAGAAGAAGGAGAGAACCGACUUCCUCCAGAAAGAGUCGGAGCGGUUGGAGGUAGUAAACACCGAGCUGAAGUCUCAGAUCGAGGAACUGAAGCAGGAACGUCAGCGUCUCAUCCACAUGCUCAACCGCCACCGUCCCACCUGCAUCGUCCGCAGGGACAGUGUCCAGUCCCCCGAGAGCGAGAAGAACCCGCUGCUGGAGCACAUCUCGGCUUCGUGAGGCGCUCUGGAGACCUGAGGAGGACGGAGUGGAGAUUUCACCCUCAAACCAGAUCACUUCUUGCGUUUGUGGAAUUUCUAGAGACUAGACACUCUCUGGAAGCUAGUAGUUUUGUCCUGAAAAGCAGAAAGUUGCCCAAGUAACACAAAGUCUUGCCUAUCAGAGCUGAAUAAGUUAGAGACUUUGAGGUGGACAUGAGGAUAUUGGGAGGAUUUUUUUUUGUUUGUUUUUUUUUUAAAAAACCUCAAACCAAUCUGCUUUCAAUUCCAAAAUCAGAUCCACUUCCUGCUUUUGUGGAGUUCCUGAUUAGUUCCUGAUUAGUUCCUCACACCGAGACCCACAUGAGGCGGAGACGAGACUAAGACGAGCUGGACGUGUGAACUCUUUUUAUUUUAUUGCUCAAUCUCAAUCCUUGAUUUCUGUUUUGUUUUGCUGACCACUUCUUGAUUUUUGAGCAUUGACUUCCUGUUGGCAUCCUGUGAAACAGGAAGUCACAGAAGUAGCAGUAGGUCUUGCCAGGAAGCAUUUAACCGAACAAUUAUACGAUAUAUUGUUAUCGUGGACGUUUCAGAACAUCACUACUUUCUCGCGAGGAAGUGAGCGUUCUCGGUCAUAAACAAAAUGGCUGAUUGAACGGUCAGUGCUCGUAACGAGAAGAUAUUUAUUACUGUGGUUCUAUUUAGCAUGAUUUGGGUUGCAGCCACAUGCUAGUUAGCAUGCUAAUCUGAAAACCUUCACUGUGGGUUCUCAGUGUUUGGGUCGCUAACUGAUGACGUCCCAGUCACAUCACUGCAUUAAGGUACAAAACUCUGAACAGCCACCAGAUGGCGCCGUUGAUGAUGCUGUACGCGCGCUGAAUAUUUUUGUGUUUUGAAAAUGAACAGAGGUUAAAAGGUCAGAUUUAUAAUAUUUAUAAUUUGGUUUGUGUUUAAAAAUUAUACACAAGCAGAUUUUUAUUUAAAGAGUUAAAUUAAUAUUUAUUAAACUCAAAACUUUAUAAUACAGCAAUUUAAUAAUAAUAAUAAUAAUAAUAAUAAUAAUGAUGAUGAUGAUGAUGAUGAUGAUGAUGUAACUUCAUCACCCCCUGGUGGCAGGAAAUGGCAUCACGCUCAUCAAUCCAGUUGAAUUCAUGCAGAACAUUUUAAUAAACGACAUUAUCGCUGCUUUAUCAUCCUUUAAUUCAGUAGAGUGACGCCUCUGUCGUCUCUGAUACUGAACUCCGGUGUGUUUACUGUAAUAUUUGUAUUAUACAUGUAUGUUUUUAUGUGAUGUAUCCUGUAUUUAGUGAUAUCAAAUGCUACAUGAAACACUUUACAUUCACUUGAUGUGAUAUUAUAUUCUACUUUUUUAUAUUCUACCAUGCUGAUGUGCGGAGAUCUGCUGUGCGGAGUCUCUCACGUCUGUUACACAAUGUCUUUUGUUACGUUUUGAGAGUAAUACAGAAAUACAACAAACUUGUGUGCGGUUGAUUGAUUUCACACAUGCAUGAAAGCUUUUUUUUUUUUUUGCAUUAUUUGAUCUAAAUAAACUAUAAGAGUAUAUAA
Ictalurus punctatus (channel catfish) is the source of this 2141-nucleotide messenger RNA. It is a transcript of the gene jdp2b, whose product is annotated as Jun dimerization protein 2b. Gene Ontology annotation, cellular component: nucleus. Lineage: Eukaryota; Metazoa; Chordata; Actinopteri; Siluriformes; Ictaluridae. The record is from RefSeq and is a predicted model, not a curated record. Gene Ontology annotation, biological process: regulation of transcription by RNA polymerase II. Gene Ontology annotation, molecular function: DNA-binding transcription factor activity, RNA polymerase II-specific; RNA polymerase II cis-regulatory region sequence-specific DNA binding. Bases 67 to 597 code for a protein of 176 amino acids. The transcript is spliced from 4 exons.